CUUCAUUCAUGCUAUAAAUAUAAACUCUAGGGUUAGGGCUUGGCUAUGGCCUCAGAGUGAAAGCUCUGCCUCUCUUUCCAGUUGUUCGCUUUUUGUGUGUGUGUCUUAUACCAGUUUCUGAUUCUCAGGCAUUGAGCAAAUCUGACAAUUCUAGUUCAGUGUUACAAGGGUUUGGUGCUGAAGGAGGGGAUAAGGAAGAAUUUGGGGAUCGCGGAAUGAGGAAGCGACAAGUUGUUGUGAGAAGAGAGGAGCCUCCGAGAAGCACCACCAAUUCGUCUUUGACAAUUAGAAGCGUGAGAUAUGGAGAGUGCCAAAAGAAUCACGCCGCGGGCGUUGGGGGUUAUGCUGUUGAUGGGUGCAGGGAGUUCAUGGCCAGCGGAGAGGAAGGAACAAGCGCAGCCCUUACUUGUGCUGCCUGUGGCUGCCAUAGGAACUUCCAUAGAAGGGAAGUAGAAACUGAGGUAGUUUGCGAGUGCUCUUCACCUCCUUCCAAUGGAGCAUAGCAUAUUUUAUUACUACUGUUCAUAUGAAUGGAAGGUUUCAAUUAUGUGAUGUAUUUGUUGUUGGGUUUUCCGAUUGCUGUGGUAAGUUGGUAACUUUUUGAUGAGUUUUGUGGAGAGAUGAUAUCAGUCAUGGACGAAACCUCUUCCCUAUAUCAAUAAUUUGUGUUAUGUUUCUUUAUGAAGGAAUGGUUUUUAUUACCUUGUUUCUCUAUGUAUGAAGAGGUCCAAAGAUUUUGUGUUAUGUUCCUGAUGAAGGAAUUAAUGGUUUUUCUGUUGAUUA
Theobroma cacao (cacao) is the source of this 783-nucleotide messenger RNA. It is a transcript of the gene MIF2, whose product is annotated as mini zinc finger 2. The record is from RefSeq and is a predicted model, not a curated record. Gene Ontology annotation, molecular function: DNA-binding transcription factor activity; transcription cis-regulatory region binding. Gene Ontology annotation, cellular component: nucleus. Lineage: Eukaryota; Viridiplantae; Streptophyta; Magnoliopsida; Malvales; Malvaceae. Gene Ontology annotation, biological process: regulation of developmental process; regulation of DNA-templated transcription.